AUGGAUGACCCUCUGAGCGAGGACAUCCUAUGCGAGUAUUGCCUCCGGUUUUUCCCGGAAGACCAACCGAUCAUCGAGUGUGCCGAGUGCGCGCAGCCGUUGUAUUUUUGCAAAACUUGCUUUGCAUAUGGCGUCGAAGCUGGAGAGCAUCAACGCGGGCACAACUACAAGGUGCACAGGCGGAAGACGAGGCAGAUCGUUAAGGUCGACCGACGACUUGGCUUUUGGGGCCAUGAAGAAGACAUGAAGCUUGUUGCCAGUACCCGGUUGACAAAGGCAGCGAAUUGGGCCUUCCUCGCCAACCAAAUCAACUUCACCGGACCGCAAGAGGCCCUCGCCGACCACUUCGACAAGUAUUUCAUUCGCGGCCAAAUUGGGCAAUUUGCCAGGGAUUUUGUGGAACUAAUGCGAGUUCUUCGAGUAGAAGGCUCAAGGUGGUGGCGAGAGGUGGAGUUCCUUGGAGAUUCUCUAAAGCUCCAAGUCAUCGUUCGGGCUUGGAUGGACACGAUCGAAGAAAUGGACCCGAAUAACGUCGAUGCGGUCGUUCGAGCUACUUACGAGUACAUGCAAAGAGCACGGCUAACCUACGAGAGCGUGAAGAUAGAUGGGAAAAAGAGACCCUACUUUGCCCAUUCCCCCUCCAGAAGACAGUCGAUGAUCCUAGAUGCGCCGGUGUUGACGAAGGAGGUUACGGUAAAAGAGGAACUGGCCGUCGACGUGUCGCAUGAAUGCUCUGAUGACAGCGAAACGCUAUCACCUCGGCGGUCUUCUAGAAAGAUCAAGAAGACUAGUCGCAUCCUCGGCAGGGAUCGAAAGAGGCUGUCGUUCAACGAGGAAGACGAUUCUCCAUUACGAGAGACCCCUCCCCGUCGUGCGAAAGCGAUCGAAGACGAUACGAGAAGGCGGAGAGCAUCCGGAGUAUCGAACUCCUCCUGCCAAAUGUCUCCACAAAUCGUCCAUGAUGACGAUUUUCCUUUUGUCAAGCCCCAGAUGAGGGAGAAGAGGUCAGAAGACGUCCAGAUCGCACUGAAGGGUAUCAAGGAAGAACCGAACGACUGCUCCUACACGAUCCCCUGCGAGUGUCCCGCCAACUUCUCAUCCCCUCAAACGUUCUGCGUGCGGUGUGGUUGGUGUCCAGCCGAGGGCCCACACCCCUACGAGCCACUCUGGUAUAUCGUCGAAAGAAAUGACGUUUGCUACGUCAUAAACACCGACGACAAGCUAAAAGCUGUCCGUUGUAAAUUCAGAAAAGAAGAUUCCAACCCAGAUCAAGUCCUCAUCGACAGUUUCGUCAAGUUCCCAAGACCUAUGUUUAAGCCACUUUCUCGCCAAACAUCAGUAACAAACCCAGAAAAGAAAAAGAAAGACAAAAAGGAGGAAAAGUCGAAGAACAUGAUGUGGUGGGCCAAGAAGGACGCCAAAGCCGCCGAGCUCAGCUUGAAGAUAAAGCCGCUGAAGUUGAUCCGAAGAUUUGAUGGUUCGUCUACGUCAUUGGAGCCUUCCCCGGAAGAUGGAGUCAAUGAGGAGGAGCUGAAGCCGGUCCCCAAGCUCAGGCUUAAGAAAGGAGCAUCAGUGAAGCUGGAUCAGAGCGUUGGGAGAAAGAUGAAAGUGCAGGAGCGGAAACGAGCUACAGAAGAGAGUGAAGACGAGGAGGAGGAACGAGAGGUGGAAGCUAACGAAGCUUCAGAACCACCGGCUUUGGAAUUAAUGAGCCCAAGUGGGGCGAAUGACGACGAGAGCUUCCAAGACUACGACGAGGACGAUAGGCCGUGUAAGCGGAAGCGGAAAAUGAGUCGAAAAAUGCGGGAAUCGAUCUAUGGAGAGGACGAUGAUGAGACCCCGCUAUCUUCCCCCAUCGCAAAAUCGAGCCCAAACAAGGCUGAAAUUGAUCAGGACCAGGAUGGGGAGCUUCAGAAGUUCUUUGAUGAGAAUGUGGAGGCCGAUGACCCCUACGCUCAUCUACUCGACAAUGUGGGCCCGGGCUGGGAGUCGAACGCGUCGGAUGGGGAAGACAUUGUCGUCAUCGGCGAGCAGAAACCGGCUCCGAUUUUCGGCUCUGGCCAGCGACUUCGGGAUCGGAGAGACUCGACGAACGCGCUAAAGAGGGUCACCCAAUCCAUCGAAAGUCGCGAGCUUAACGGGGACUACUGGAAGCCGGUAGCCACUUCUAGGGAGGAAAGAGCACGACGUAACAAUCGCACCCUCUCCCCUCAAAGCGCCUACAAACGGAGAGACUCCUUCGAUGACACGGACCUUGGCGUCAUUCCGGAGCUCGAAAAAGACAGGCUCAACGAUUCCCUAGCCUCUGAGGACGACUCAGAGCAAGACGAGGAAGAGGCCGCCCAAAUCAGGCGCAAAAUCCCGUUCCGAUACAUGCUGGACGAGGAGUUGCCGUAUAAAAUGGAGGAGGAGAUGCCUCCGAAGAAGCGGAUGCACAUUUUGAAAUCGGCAUCCGGGAUUCGGCCACAUUGGAGCAGUUCAGUGAUCACGUCGGCUUUUGGGAAAAUGGCGUUGGACGAUUCGAGCCGGAAUAGCGUUAAAAACGUGCUAAAAGCCGUCGACCAGAUGCACCGAUGGCGCAGCACUUUGGGUGAAGAGCCAAAGGACGUACUUGACGAUUUGACUAGACCUGCACCAUUUCCGGGACGCCAGGUCUUCUCCAACCUCCUCUCCGACCACCAACGUGCCGGCCAAGUCCUCUCCGGCAUCCCAAUCUCCUACUACAUCCAAGACAUCGAAGAAGAAGACCUCAACACGUCUUGCUACGAGGAUGGCGACUCUGACGGUGGCCUCAGCGAGCUGGUCACAAAGUCCGUUUGGUGCGACUCGCUGAAGAUGCCGAAGGGGUCGAUCGGGAUUGCUCAUAAAUACGGACCGGAUGGACAAGUGAAGGAGGAAUUCCUUUAUCCUGGAGACCAGGAAGGGGAUGUGGUGGUGAACAAGGUGGAGCCGUCAAGCCCGGACAAGAUGCGGAAGUUGAAGAUGAAGCAAAGCGAGGUGUGCGUCAUUGGGCUUCAGACGCAUCAGAAUCCGAACGUCAUCGUGUGGAACGUGGAACAACCGGAAGUGGCGGUGCAAGCAGCAAAUUCUAGCUUUGGUGAAGGGAGGAAGAAGCUGAUCUCGAACUUGUUGAACUUUGGGGAUGAUGCGACUGGGAAGGAUGUCCUCUUCCGCUACCUCUCGACCUCAAAACCAAAAGUCCCUCAAACCGUACUGGAAUACAAAACUGUCCUGGACAAAAAGUCAAACUCGAUCCAAUUCAAGUUUGAUUCCGGACUACGGGCAUCCUCCAAACUCUACGAGCCAUCCACGAGUACUCAGAAGGCCGAUGAGACGAUCUUGGAAUCCCGAAAGCUCGGAUUUAUCACCCCCAAGAAGAAGUUGAAAGUCUCGAAUCGAGCUGUGUUGAGUGAUGAUAGUGAUGCAGAUUCGCCGCCUUCGAAAUACCGAAAACCAUCCUCGACUAAGAAAGUGGCUACGGCGAGAGCUGUCGAAGAAAAGAUCGUCUCUCAAGGAUUUAACAAGAAGGAUCCGAGACGAAGGGUGAAACAUGAAUCCAGUUGCGUCGAUGAGGAAACCGAUGGAAUGAAGACACCGAAGCAGGAAAUCGAGUCUGCCACUGAAUCGAGUGGUGAUGAGAGCGAGAAACCAACGCCUUCUGCCAAGAAAACGCAACAGAAAAAGAAGCGGAAGAAGGCGUUGACCAAGACUGAACGCCGCCUCCACCAAAUCAAGAAAAAGCGCGAGAAUCUGCUGAAGCAGUCUGAAGCGGAAAGGGAUCGGAUUUACGAGGUCGUCGGAUAUGGCCGGAACCUCUCAGAGCUGGCGGCCGGCGGUCUACCAAGAUUGGCCCGGAUCCCGUUUAUCGAACCCGGAAAAGAGGCCUGCAAGGGGAAGAAUGACGAGAUGGACAUGUUGGCGUACUACCCCGGGCGUGUGGAUUAUGAACUCGAGCUCCAAAACGAGAUGGAAGAAGUAAUGAGUCGGACUCUAUUCAAAGACUACCCGGGGACCGAGCAUGAUCCGGUGCUUGAUAUGGAAAACGAAAUUAAACUAAUCCGCUCGGAACGGUUCAAUCGAGUACUCGCCGAGAGAUUAGCAGCGAAUCGAGCCAUCUUCCAGUACAACAAGAACAAGGAGUACAUGGACUUUUUGAAGAAAGUAAAUGAAGGGCGCAAGAAGCCCUCUGAAAUCGUAGCCGAGAAGUCCGGCGACGAAGCGCUUCUCUGUACAACCCAGCAGGUUUUGAAGCCGGAAGAGAUUGAUACUUUGGUGGAGAAGAGACAGAGAGCCAUCGAAGCCAUCGCCAAAGUCAAAGCCCUGCAAGCCCUCCAAAAACAAGGAAUUCUGGAGUAUGAUAAGGACGCUAGAGAGCAGGUCGAGCGUGCCGUCGAGGUCGUCAAGCCCAAGAUCAAGAAGCGCAAGCAUAGACCUAACAAAGCGAUUUCCCAGAAAAACAAUAAGUACCGACGAAGCGUCAAAUGGAACAAGAUGCGCGAAUUCUACAAGACU
Mesorhabditis spiculigera is the source of this 4512-nucleotide messenger RNA. Lineage: Eukaryota; Metazoa; Nematoda; Chromadorea; Rhabditida; Rhabditidae. The record is from the annotation of a GenBank genome assembly.